AUAGGCUCUCCCUUAACCCAUCCAAAUGGCGUCUCCAUAUUUCCAGAUCUUUCCGCUGCGGAACAGCAGGAGCUAUCCCGAGAAGCACUGGACCAAGCCGAAGAAGCCAUCAUUGCCGAUGAUAGCGCUGAUAGCAUCGGCUCCGUUCAUGGCGACGACAUCGGUUCUGAUGCCGGUUCUGAUGCCGGCUAUGAUAGUGAUACUGCCAGCUCGGCAAGCACCUCCGUCAUGUCUUCUGUUCGCGACUACAUGUAUGAAAAUGGCCGGCGAUAUCAUCGAUAUCGCGAAGGCACCUACAACUUCCCCAAUGAUGACGUGGAGCAAGAGAGAGAGGAUAUGAAGCACGCCAUGGUCAAGCUGCUGUGUAGCCAAAAGCUACACUUUGCCCCCAUCGGCGAUAACCCGCAAGAAAUCCUCGAUAUUGGAACUGGGACCGGAAUUUGGCCGAUUGAAAGUGAAAUCACUAACGCCCUUUUCUUAGUGGGAGACAAAUAUCUGAGCGCUCAUAUACUUGGAAUCGACUUGUCUCCUAUUCAGCCCGAUUGGCUACCGCCCAACGUUCGAUUCAUGAUAGACGAUGUGGAAUCGCCGUGGUUGCAUCCCAACAGCCAUUUUGACUACAUUCAUUCUCGGCACACAGUGAUGGCUGUUAGAGAUUGGAUGAAGUUAUUUCGAAGGGCCAUAGAACAUCUCAAAAUUGGUGGCUGGAUCGAGCUCCAAGAAAUCCAUCACACUCCCAGAAGCGCCCUGCCAGAUGGAAAUGGCGAGAUGCCGCCAGACCAUCCUGUUGCACGUUAUUGGAAACACGUAUCAGAAGGGCUAGCAGCCCUUGGCAUCGAUCUGGAUACCGCAGCCAAUGGCAGAAUAUCCGACAUGAUGCAAGAGGCCGGUUUUACUAAUGUUACGGAGCGGGUGCUGCAUGUGCCCAUCGGGACUUGGCCCAAGAAUAAAGUCCUCAAGACGGUCGGCCUUUACUGGCGGACUAUACUCUUGGAUGGGAUUCAGGCUAUUGCUCUGGGGCCGUUGACACGAGGCCUGGGAUGGAACCGAGAGCAAGUGGAAGUACUGCUGAUGGAAGUGCGGCAGGCCUACUUUGACGAUUCCAAGCUCAUGUACAUGCCAUUUCAUGUUAUUUAUGGGCAGAGGCCAUAA
Molecule: messenger RNA, 1152 nt
Organism: Trichoderma atroviride IMI 206040
Lineage: Eukaryota; Fungi; Ascomycota; Sordariomycetes; Hypocreales; Hypocreaceae
Source: RefSeq, a predicted model, not a curated record